Impatiens glandulifera is the source of this 525-nucleotide messenger RNA. RefSeq lists its product as uncharacterized. The transcript has 3 exons. Bases 1 to 525 code for a protein of 174 amino acids. The record is from RefSeq and is a predicted model, not a curated record. NCBI's taxonomy places the organism in Eukaryota, Viridiplantae, Streptophyta, Magnoliopsida, Ericales, Balsaminaceae.
AUGUCGUCCAUGCUGUUUGCCUUAUCUUUCUUCCUUGUAGCUCCGGCAAUCCUCACCGGACGUGAGCUUAACUAUCCAAGCGAAAAACAGGUGCAUAAAACCCUAGAUCAUGGAAAGGAGAAGCUUUCAACCGUCUUAAUUUCCGGUUCGGUUCUUUGUAUGGCUUGUGGAUCGCUCGGAAAAACUACUCCCACAACCACUUAUGGUGAACCGGUUUCGGGUGCUUUAGUCGCGGUUUCUUGUCAUGUUGGAAGAGGAAAAAACAUACCGAAUUGGUUUGAAGGGAAGACAAGCGAAGGAGGCCGGUUUUCGAUACAUCUGCCGUCACAACUUUAUGUCAUUCCAAAUUUGGAUAAACGAUGCUUAAUUGAAAUUAUAGGUUUGCCUAAGAGUUGUUUGUGUCGCCAUUCAUUUACGGGGAAACGCGUUGGAAUGAAGUUGGGGUCGGUCGAUAAUGGCACGCGAGUAUACAUAGCUAACAUAUUACGAUUGAUGCCAAAACCGUCGCAAAAAUGUGCGAAUUAA